ACUUAUGGGAUAUAAAUCAUUCAGAUCUCCGUGGGCAAUGAGAUCAGUCAUCACCACAUACUUAUAAAUGUUUAAACAUUUUCAAAUUAUUUAAACGUAUCAGAGAAAACUUCAAAAAAGGAAAUAUUUCAUCUAUAUUACUUACAAUGGCUUCAAAACAGAGGCCAUCAGUGUUAUAUGCCUCUGAUGAGAUACAUGACUUUUCCUGUUCUGUGUGUAAAGAUGACAAUCUCAACAUUGAGGCCAAGCAUUUCUGUGGGGACUGCUCAAAGUAUUACUGUGACAAGUGCCUGACCUUUCAUGCCAAAAUACACAAGCAUCAUGUUGUAUUGGGCUGUAAGGAUGUGGACAAGUGGGUGGGGCAAGGUGAUGCCCUGGUUACGUGCAACCUUCACCCUCCGAAGGUCAUAGAACUGCUGUGUGAGGAUCACAAUGAGCUCUGUUGUCACCUCUGUGUGCCACUGAACCAUAGGAUGUGCGGAAGCAUCAGCUUGAUAUCUGAUCUGGUCAAGGGCAUAUAUAAGAUGACCGACUUCAAGCAGCUUCCAGCAAAAGUUACCAAGGUAACAGACAGACUGAACCAGGUGAAAGAGGCCAGAAAGAAGAAUCAGAACUCCCUCAAUACCUCAGGCAAGUCCAUGCUGACAAAGAUCAAGACUCUGAGAUCUUCACUGAACGAGCUGCUAGAUGACCUGGAAAAAAAGGACAGUGGAACAGGUGUACAGUGUCCUGGCUGACCUGAAUGGCUCACUACAGAAGGAUAUUGACCACUGUGACCUGCUACAUGACCAACUUAAGGCCUUACUGGACACAGUCCAAGCCCAGGGCAAGGAGUCCAGCUCCUACAUUGGCUUUAAGAAAUGCGAGGACAAGAUGGAAGAGGCCAACAGACUUCUCCAUGAGAUAGAAAACAAACAAGAGGCAACCAUCACUUUCCAGCCUGACACACACGCUCAACAAUUGCUAUCUGACUUGAAGGCACUAGCAAACAUCCACAAUGAUCCACAGUUUAAACAAUCAUCUGCGCAAAUCAAUCAGUCCUCUAAUAAAUCCAAGGUUUUCAAGGUGGAAGAAAAGAAAACAUAUGCAGUGAAUAUAAAGAAAGACAAACAGGAUUGUAAUAUUACGGGUAUGACAGAACUUCCAGGAGGAGAGAUUGUUCUGGUAGAUUUUCAGAAUAGCAGAGUAAAGGUGUUAGACAGUAAAUACAAGGUGACAUCCAACUGUGAUCUCCCUGAGUCUCCUUAUGACAUCUGCCACAUCUCAGACCAUCAAGUAGCUGUAGCUGUUGAAAAUGGGACUGACAGGCAUGAGGUCCACUUUCUCACCGUGUCAGCUGACACCAUCAAGAUGACCAGGAAGUUCUCAGUUGACCAUGAGUGUGGCUCCAUCAAGCACCAUGGGGGCCAGCUGUAUGUGGGCUCCCUUACCGCCCUGUAUCUAUACAAAACAGAUGGAAGCCUGGUCAACAAAAUAUAUGAAGACACAUCUGGGAAAUGCACAGUGAACCACUUUGCCUUGAGCACUGAUGGCAGCAAAUUAUAUGUUCCAGCCUCCAGCAAACACAAGAUUGUAACCAUUGACAGUGUAGGCAACAUUCUGGCUACACUGAAUGACCCUGACUUUCCCUGUCCUUGGAGUGUACAUUUGAGUGUGGCUGGACAUGUGUUUGUGUGCUCACGUGAAUCCCAUACAGUGGUGCAGAUUGACCAGGAAGGCAGGAAGAAGCUGGCCACACUGGUCAGGGAGGGAGAUGGCAUCAACCAUCCAUAUUCAGUCCUGUACAGCACCCACACUGGCAGGCUCAUCAUAGGGGGAGAACAAAAUGACAUUCUGGUGAUGGAACUACAGUAAUAAUUAGUGGAUGAUCAAGGAUAUAGAGUGAAUAAAGAUGAACAUAGAUGAAUUGUGAAAAGUGUCUUUGAAUGAAGUAAUUCAAUACCAGUACAUGUAUAUGUACAUUUCAUCAUUAUCAUGGAUGUUGGGGGUAAAUCCACUGACUACAAAUUGAUUCAAUUGCAUCUGUAAUAUUGUAUCAUUAUGUUUGCAUAAUCUUUAGCAAGGACCCUAAUACAUGUACAAAAUAGUUAUGUUAAAUACUAAAUCUCUUGAAAUAGUAUUUUUGUGCACAGUACUAUUGAAUAAACAUAACCAUGCUUGCUUGGUAAUAAAGGCAUUAAAUGUCAAUUACAUUUGUUUGAACCACAAGACAAUAGAAAUACUUUCAUGUAUAUACUCCUUUAGUGUGUAGAUAGAAUCCAAGCUAUUCUAUUUAUAGAAAUGUCAUUUACUUGCCAUCAUGAAAUAAUGUCAUCAUAUAUAUAUAUAUAUUGGUUCAUACACUUUUCAACAAGCGUAAUAACUUGUAAUUUGACAUCAGAAAUAUAAAGCACUGUAAAUCGUACAUGUUAUAUAGCAACAUUUAAGGUUAUUGUUUCUAUAAAUCAUCAAAUUUUCCUUAUCAUCAAGGUUGGUUUUAUAAAUUUUAAAAAAGUUGUUUAAUAUUUAAAGUAUGUAUCAAAUGACAACACAUGUACUAUUCUUUGUAAAAUAAACUGUGAACUGUUGUAAAUUAAAAGAUUCAUACAUCA
Messenger RNA from Mya arenaria, 2591 nucleotides. RefSeq lists its product as uncharacterized. Lineage: Eukaryota; Metazoa; Mollusca; Bivalvia; Myida; Myidae. The record is from RefSeq and is a predicted model, not a curated record. Bases 688 to 1854 code for a protein of 388 amino acids. The transcript is spliced from 2 exons.